Patiria miniata (bat star) is the source of this 4188-nucleotide messenger RNA. RefSeq lists its product as uncharacterized. Gene Ontology annotation, molecular function: ATP binding; MAP kinase kinase activity. The transcript is spliced from 10 exons. NCBI's taxonomy places the organism in Eukaryota, Metazoa, Echinodermata, Asteroidea, Valvatida, Asterinidae. Gene Ontology annotation, biological process: MAPK cascade; protein phosphorylation. The record is from RefSeq and is a predicted model, not a curated record. The coding region runs from base 97 to 4188 and encodes 1363 amino acids.
UGUGUUUGUGUUUCGAUCAGUGAACACGGUUUUUUGCUUUGGUGCGUUUUCGGAUGCUCAAAAGUGACGAUUUGACGGAGAAUAUAGCGAUUCAGGAUGUACAACUACGCAAGCGCGUACGCAGCAGCCUUUUCGGAAAGUUACAAAAAGGCGUGUGACUCGAAUCCCAUGACGGCAGGCGGCGGGCAGCACUACGGCACCUGCGGUCCCUACGGUUCUGCCACCGUCCGAGGACGGUGUCCGCACACGGCUCGUGUCAACGGGAGCGAGAAUCCACGGGGAGGUGACACCCGCCCAAGAUCACGGAAUGCCGGUCAGCUCAUGACUGGCUCCCGGUGGGUGUCCCCAAGUGGAUAUGUCCAUUGCCAGAUUGAUUCCGCUAAGGAUGAGCGGAAUCUCAAGCCACCCUUACAAGUCCCCCAAGCUAGAAAGGCGUGCGACUCGGAUCCCUCGGCGGGAGGCAGCGGGCAGCGCUACGACAACUGCCAUCCCCGUUCUGCCACCGUCCAAGGACUGUGUCCGCACUCGGCUCGUGUCGAGAGCGGGAAUCCACGGGGAGGUGACACCCGCCCAAGAUCACGGAAUGCCGGUCAGCCCAUGACUGGCUCCCAGCGGGUGUCCCCAAGUGGAUAUGUCCAUCGCCAGAUUGAUUCCGCUAAGGACGAGCGGAAUCUCAAGCCACCCUUACAAGGCCCUCAAGCUAGGAGGCUUUUCCCCCUUCGGCGUGUUCCUCAACGCAACAAGGUUCGACCUCUGAACAUCGACGGUCUCUUGUUGGCGUCAGAAGCACGCCCACCCUGCCCCAGUGACUCGGCCCGCAGCUACGCCAUGUUCAAUGCCUCUUCGCAAAUCUCCAAUACCACCCAGAGAUCAGACAACUUGGUCGUAGCCGGGCAGUCCCGUAAGCUGGCGAACAUCACCAGCGACAGGACGAGCUCGAGUCCCCCAGAAGACGACAUUGACAGGCCGCCGUCUGUCGUCGUAGGACAGGCAUUUGUCCCGACAACAUCAAGGUCCAAGCGAACGUGGAAAACGAGACUUCGAUCUCUCUUUGCUCCUCGGAGUCGCGGGACCAAGACCACCGUUCAGCCUUUCGUUACACCACAAGGGCAAUCGGAAGGUCAAGUCAGUCGACCUAGGUCACUCAAAGAAGACCACAGUGACCCAGGUCAAGUCAACCGACCCAGGUCACUCAAAGAAGACCACAGUGACCCAGGUCAAGUCAACCAACCCAGGUCACUCAAAGAAGACCACAGUGACCCAGGUCAAGUCAACCGACCCAGGUCACUCAAAGAAGACCACAGUGACCCAGGUCAAGUCAACCGACCCAGGUCGCUCAAAGAAGACCACAGUGACCCAGGUCACCAGAGCCACACCAGCGCUCUGAUGAAGAAUCGAGAAGCGAAGGGAUUUGGAGGAAAUGCAUUAACUAUAAAGAUGCAUCAUCGGCAAUACAGCGCUGCCAUGGCAACAAGACCAGCCUCGUACAGCAACCAGCCCCUCCCGAUCCCAGGAACACCUCAAUUUGACUGGGACCGUCUCCAGUCAAGCUCCAACCCUGCUCCAGGAAGUGACAAUCCGAUCACAUCACAGAAGCAGGAGGAGGUUACGAGCCUCGUCGCCAACUACGGUGAUGGGUUACUCCCAGCUUCAAUUCCUAGGGAUGCUUCCUUUCGCAAUUCCUCGGUUUGCGACUUGCCUUUAUUUCCAUCUCAGAGGCAAGGAGCAAAGAUGCGGGAUAAGAUAUCAUCAGAUGAGGAAGUAACAAUCCCUAAUGCAGAUCCUCUGACGUCGAUCUCACGUGGUGAUGGCAAGCCUCACGAAGAGGGAAGAGAAAGUGGAGACCAUGGUGGUGGUUGGGAAUCGAUCUCAAUUCCAGUGUCUCCAUCUCUAUCUCAUCAAUCUGUCUCCUUCGCAUCCAAAAUUUCUUCUUCGUCUCAGAAUCUUGGAUCAGAGACGGAUGUUGAAGAGUUUAUCUACGAUGAUGAUUUUGAAAGCUCAUCAGCAUCAUCUAUUAGCAAUUCUUCGUGGGCAAUAUCAAGUUCAGAAGCUGAUGUGAAUGUUGACUCCUUUGAUGAGAAGACAAUGGCAGACAAAAACAGAGAAAGGUCUACAAAAUUACCAUCGCUUCGUCAGCAGCGACUCGCUCUCAAGAUGGCCCCGGUGUUUGCUUAUAAAAGUUCUUAUCUGGAUGACUUUGACGAUUGGCUGACGGUUGUGCUGAGUUGUAUUGAGCAAAGGGAUGCGAUGCGACGAAUGCAACUUGCUUCCAACUACAAGAAACCUCACACAAGAGAGGAGGCUUGGGAAAUUCAAGCCAACGCCGCAAAAGCCGAAGACAUAAUGCGUCAAUUGAGCCAAAUGAUCUCAUUAUCGACGGACGAAGAGGACGAAGAGUGGAGUACUGAAAGUUUGCAAUCAGUCUCUCCAGCAAAUCCUGUCAAGAAAGACCCAGAAAUCGAGGGGGACAGAGGAACAUCAAGUACAACAUUACAGGCCCUGGAAGACGCUUUGAGUCCUAGACAGGUAGCAUCUCCAAAAAAAUUCGAAUCGUCUGCAUCCAUAACUGCAAAGAAAAAUUCCGAAACGACUUUCGAGGAACACAAGGAAGUCGAAAAAGUUGGAAAGAGCGACUCGGAUCAAGAAGCGGCAACGCCAGCUGAAUGUCCAGAGUCUUCAAUUUCAAAGCUCUCUGAGAUGAUGUCUACUGAAAGUAAACCAUGGGAUGUUGUCAACAAGGCAUCCCCAUGUGCACAUCUACCCACAAUCUCGAAGAAGUCAUCUUCGAAUGAUGCAUCAAGAGCAGCGUCCCGUGCUCAGAAGGACACCUUAAGUCUCGCAGAGGCCGCUUCUGAAAAAGGCGCAGAAUAUACUUCAUCCAUAAAUGCAAAGAAAUACAUAGUGUAUGCCCAACAAGAAAUGGAAGAAACUCCAAGAAAACCCCAAGAGACUGAGAAGAGCGACUCAGAUCGACCAUCUGGAAGUCCAGUGUCUUUACUGCCAAAACUUUCUGAUAAGACUCCCACUUCAGCUUCAUUAGGAGAAGUUGUCAACAAGGCAUCAUUUGAAGAAAAUUACCAUUCGCCACAACGGAAAAUCUCGAAGAAUUCGUCAUUGAAGGAUGUAGCUACAACUGAUAACACAUCAAGCACAGCUAAUGCUUCUUCUAAGAACCCUCAAGCAACACAAAGUCCUCAGGAAGGACUACCAGAACUCACAGCCUAUCCCUCCAUCGAUCCUAGCGAGUUGGAGUUCAUUAUGUCUGACAACGGAAAAGAAGUGGCGCUUGGGUCGGGUUCUUGUGGUGGAGUCCUACUGAUGCGGCAUAAAGGAGACAACACCCUCCUUGCUGUCAAGGUGCUGGUUAAAAACUUCUCUUUCUUGCAGCACGAGGUGGCAGCCAUGCAUGCGGUGGUGAACUGCCCUUUCUUCCCCAGAUUUGUAGGAGUCAUCGACUACUGUUCUUACGCCCAAGAGCUCGUGGGCGGUGUUGGCAGAAACACGGCUUACGACUUCCGCAAGGCGCAGCACUAUGAUAUUUUGAACGCGUUAGAGUGGCUACACGUCUGCCGUGAUGUCACGAAGGGACUCAAGGCUUUACACGCUGCUGGCUGGCUUCACUGCGACCUACACUGCGGCAAUGCUAUGGUGUGUCCCAAUCCACCAGGCUCUAAGGUGGCUUGGUGUGGCAAGAUCAUCGACCUGGGAAACGCCCUGCAGAUUUCGAAUCCAGGCCCAGUCACGAUCCUUGAUGAUGAGCAACAGAAGAAGCUCUACGAACUUGCCAAGCAGUGUGCCCCCGAGAUUCUUGAAAGCAGAGACACAUUCACCGAGAAAUCCGACAUCUACAGUCUCGGCAAUCUCUUCGUGGAUGUAGCCAGUGACGCAAACAUCCCCCACGGUCUCCGUCUGCUCGGCGAGUUCUGCAUGAGACGAAGUCCUGAUGCUCGCCCAACACUGGAUGCCAUCUCGGGGAAACUAGACGAUUUCAUCUCGGAGAUGAUGCAGGCUGAACAACAGCCUUCCAACCCAUCUCCCAUUGCUCCUUCCUCAUCCUCUCCUUCUCCUAAUCUUCGUUGCCAUCUCAUCGCGGAAAUGGUGCAGGCUGAGCAGCAGCCUUCUAGCCCGCCUCCUAUUCCUCAUUCCUCAUCAUCUCCUUCUCCUAAAAUGCGUUGCCGUCUUUGUUAG